ACCUUCUGCACAAGCAGCAAUUAGCUUAUUCCUCAAGAAAAUGAACCUACCACACUGGUCAAAUUCUGUGUUCUCAAGCUCAACAAACUCCAAACAAGAAUAAUACUUAAUCAGAUUAUAUAAAUAAAUACACUUAUACAAAUACUAGUACUAAAUUCCAAGAUCAAGAAGUAAUUAGUGAUGGUUCUCCCAUUAUUGAAGUUAGGAACACUUGCUUUGAAAACAUUAAGCAAGCCAAUUGCAGCUAGGCUAAAAAAAGAAGCUGGUUUGCACCCCAAAUUUCGUAAUUUAAUUAUCAGCAUUGCCCAGGCGAAUCACCGAAUGACAACAACAAUGCAAAGACGGAUAUAUGGCCAUGCAACUGAUGUUGGAAUACGACCUUUGAAUGAAGAGAAAGCGGUUCAAGCAGCUGUUGAUCUUCUGGGGGAAUUUUUUGUUUUCUCGGUCGCAGUUGCUGCUCUUGUAUUUGAGGUGCAGAGGAGUGCUCGCUCAGAGGCUAAGAAGGAGGAACUUCGUAGGCAAGAAAUGGAGAAAUUGAGGCAACGAGAUGAAGCAUUGGAAAAGGAGAUGGAGGGCCUUAAAAGCAAAAUUCAAGAGCUGGAACAGCUAGCUAGGGGAAAGGGAAUUGCUGGUAUGUUCAAUUUCAGACUUCCUCAUAUUGGAGAAGGCAAGUCAGCGACACCAGCAUGAUCUGUUUGCUCAGUUUUGGCUACGUAGGAAUCAUUUUUUUCCAUUCUUUUGAUCCAAGUCAAGGAAAGAUCGGUCUAACCUUCUACCAACUCUCUGUAAAUAAAGUUGAAUCUUGAAUUAGUCAUUGUUACUUAGAACUUUGAAUGCUAAAAAUUGCCAUUUUAGAAUUUCGUGUA
Messenger RNA from Lycium ferocissimum, 866 nucleotides. Its product is annotated as OPA3-like protein. Gene Ontology annotation, cellular component: mitochondrion. The transcript has 4 exons. The record is from RefSeq and is a predicted model, not a curated record. NCBI's taxonomy places the organism in Eukaryota, Viridiplantae, Streptophyta, Magnoliopsida, Solanales, Solanaceae. Gene Ontology annotation, biological process: regulation of lipid metabolic process. Bases 181 to 690 code for a protein of 169 amino acids.